Molecule: messenger RNA, 1210 nt
Organism: Cladocopium goreaui
Lineage: Eukaryota; Dinophyceae; Suessiales; Symbiodiniaceae
Source: the annotation of a GenBank genome assembly
GAAAGAUCAUCAAGAAGUUCGACAAGAGGUUUCAUUGUCGAUUUCAAGAGAAGAUAGGUAUGCCCGCGCCUGCGCAACAGCUCGUCACCUCAAAGGACAUCUCUGUUCGCCUGCUUCAGCCUGCGAACGAAUGCUUGCGACAGAUGCAGCUCUUUAGCACUCUGUUGGGUCACCCGUCGCUGGCCACGCGGCUUCACGUUGAAAGACCGCUGCUACAGCUGAGACAGUUUACCUUUUGGCUCCGCGAAUUGGAAAAUGGCCUUCAACUUUUGGGCGUCCACAUCACCGGUGAAGGAGAUGAUUGGUCCACCUGUGUCAAGAACACCUUUAUCGAAGUGAACGAGCAUGGUGAGUCGCCGCUGCGACGAAGUCGUGCCAAGUCUUGGUGUGCGCAGAUGGCGCUGCCUUCUGAGAGCAACGGGAGCCACAACUCCGACUAUGAGGCGGCCAGCUCCGACGAGCCGCCGGAGCCCGCGAAGCCGUCGGCAACCACGGGCGCGACUGCUGGCGCCAGCAGCUCCAGUCGCCCGGCCUAUAGAAAAAACCAGGGAGUCAAGGAGGAGGCUGGCAAGCACCGUUGGUGGGCAGACCUUAGUGAUCUCUGCCCACUGUCCGGCUUUCCCAUUGCCCAUCUUCCGUACCCCCCGUUCAAAUUGCAGGUGGCCAAAGGUCAAGGUCACAAUUUUUUUGAUGGUCAGUUCCUGAUGCUACACAUCCUCAGCAGUUUCAACUUUGAGAUUUCGGGUCGUUCGCUCACGCAGCAAGAGAUUCAGGCCUUGGAUGGGCACGUGAAGAAGUGCAAAUUGAGCCCUUUUCGCCUAUCCCGGGCGCUGGAGCUUCUCUACCUCGUUGGGCAGGGAAAUGCUCAUGCACAGCAGGAGAUGGCAGAGCUCCGCAGCAAAGCGGCCAAGAAAUUGGGUGCCUUGAAACACAUCCAACGUGCGCGAUUGCAGCGAGGCGAUUGCGCCACACCGGCGGUUCCAGGGCCACAGCCCAGGAGAUGAGCUCGGCAACUGAAACACAUCCUCUCCGUGCGCGGCAGGCACAAAAUCACGCCAGAAAUGGGUUCCGGGACCACCGUCCAGGAAGCCGAAGAUAUGGUGGCUGGAAGUGGUUUGACCUGUUAAACAGGUUCAGUCAAAGAAGUUUUGAUUUGGCACGCAGCCAGGGUAUUGCCGUGGUGUCAUGUUUCACUGACGGUUGUUUUUUG